Molecule: messenger RNA, 8000 nt
Organism: Poecile atricapillus (Black-capped chickadee)
Lineage: Eukaryota; Metazoa; Chordata; Aves; Passeriformes; Paridae
Product: RING finger protein 151-like
Exons: 7
Coding region: 257-1120 (287 amino acids)
Molecular function (GO): zinc ion binding
Source: RefSeq, a predicted model, not a curated record
GUGCGGGCCCGCGGAGCCUGUGCCACACACAGCAUGGCGGAGCGGCUGCCUGCUGCGCCGCCGUCAAGCGAGAGCGGCCGUAAAGGGAGGUUUGGCUGCGCGACAGCGAGCGGCGGCGGGCGGGGCAUAAUAAAGCAGUGAAGAGAAGCUGAAGGAAGUAUUACAUGCCUUACUGAACAGAAAACUGUUUCUGAAGUAUUUGAGCAAACAACAUAUAUAUGUAGUAAAAUCUACAAAGGUUGAAGGUGUGGAGAGCAUGGGUUAUGAUAUUGAGCGCUUCGUGGGCUAUGUUAAUGAAGGGCUGUUGUGCUCCAUCUGCCGAGACGUGUUGGAAGAUCCGCUGCAGGCUCCUUGCGAACACGCUUUCUGCACUGCCUGUAUCCAUGGGUGGCUUGUUCAUCACAGUAACUGCCCUGAAGACAGACAAGUGAUUGAUGUGUCUUUGCUACGACCUCUGUACAGAUACAUGAAAAAUGAUUUAAACCGUCUUCAGCUACAUUGCAGAAACAGAGAGUAUGGCUGUGAAAUGGUUUGCUCUCUGGAAUCUAUAGACAGGCAUGAAAGGGAGUGUGAGUACAGUCAGAUACCUUGCUCCAAUGCUGGCUGUACGGUGCAGAUUGAGCGGCGUAACCUGGAUGGGCACCUGGCGGUGUGUGAGUACCGGAGCCGGGAGUGCCCCAAUGGCUGUGGCUACACCAUCCUCAGCGCAGAGGACACGCAGCACAACUGUGUGGCAGAGCUAAGAACCGAGCUGGAGCUGCUUCGGUCAGAAAUGAUCUGCAGAGUGGAGGAGGCAAAACAUGAGAUGGAGUCAAGGUUAGAUUCACAGAGAAGGCAUAUGGUCCAAAAAGAGAGUAUUCUGCAAAAUGAAAUUGAAGAACUAAAGAGUCAGAUGUCACGAAUGAUGUCAGAUGUACGGUCUCUGAUGGCUGCGGAGAGACAGCACCGUCAAGAGCUGGAGCAAGCAGAGCUGGAAAAACGGGAGUUAAUGGAGCUGCUGAAGGGGCUGCAGAAGGACUGUAGAUUAACUACUACAGAGGGAAGCAGGAAGUCAAAUUUCCGUCCUUUGACACGACUAGAGAGUGUAAAAAGAAAACCUAGGGAAGUUACAGUUAUCUAAAUAGUACCAAGCUUAAAAAGCAUUUUCUUCAAAUACUGGCUUCUGACAAACUACAUUCUUUGAAUGAUUGGUAAACUUAAUAUAAUUUCCAAUUUACUUAUUUUCUUUUAAAGUCUGAAUUACAACUAUAUUUCCUUUGGGGCCAUAAAAACAAACAGAUUUUUUUUUUCUGAGGGAAUACUGGUCAUUAAAACCAGUAAUUGGAAGACAUAUUUUUAGCUAAUGUUUUUAUAAAAUGGGGAAGGAGACUUGAUUUAUUCUCUCUUUACUGCAUCACUUACAGGAAUCUUUCAAGACUGAAAGCUACAGCUUUUUAAAGUCAAAGAUACAGACUAUUAUGGACCAGGAAGAAAAAAACAUUUAAGUAUCUCUCUUUCAAAGAAAAAAGCAAAUGUGUCCAUUUAGGAUGUAUUUAAUUUAGAGAAAAGUGAAUGGUAGAAUUAGUAAGUCAGUAAUAGAAAUUAAUAAGAUUUUGUUUGUAGUCUGUAGAAGGUCUUAUUUCAAAGGUGGAAAGCAAGCACUUUAAAUUGUAAUUUUUCUGCUGUGUAACAGAGGUGAGGUUGACUCUUGCUUUAGAGCUUCUUCUCAUUUCCAGGCUGAUACACACUUAAGAGACUAAAGCCCGAGGUAGUAGAAUAAUCUAAAACCCUUUAAACAGAUGUGUGAAUAACUUUGAGUUUGUGGGAAUGGAUCUGCUUCUUAUUUAAAAUUUUGAAGCUUUUAUAUGUGAAAGUAUCAGGUAUUUCUACAGGAUCUUUUAAGCAUAAGACCAGUCCAUUUGGUACUCAAUGUCUUUAAAGUAUAUAUAAAUACCUAGAGUAUCCUUAGUUUUCUUGUGGCAGGUUUAAGACUACUUGAUAUGCACAAGAGAUUAAUAUUUGCACAGUCACUUGGGCUUCAGACAUCUGUGUUAGUGCUCAAGCAGGCUGCAGGGAGUGCCAGAGCCUGGCACUGGCAUCAGAGGGUAACAGAACACCUGUGUGAGUGUGAGUAGGUCAGUGAUCUGCUCUGCUUAGCAGUUCAACUCAGAGGGGAGGUGGAAGGGUUCAGGGACGUUAGAGCGUCUGAGAUUGACUGGUAGAGCCAUUCUCUACCUCCCCUGAGGCAAAUGUAUCAGUCAAAUGCACCUGAGAAAGUGGAGGAUCACUAGAGGUGAACCUAGGGUGGCAGGUCUAUUAUAUGGGCAAAACUAUUGGGCUGGCUAAACAGUUCAUCUACACCAACACACAGCGUGGGCAGCAAGCAGGAGGGGCUGGAAGCCCUUGUUCAGCAAGAAGGUUUUGAUGUUGUCACCAUCACAGAAACGUGGUGGGAUGACUCAUCAUGGGAGUGCUGCAAUGGCUGUGUAUAAGCUCUUUGGAAGAGGAAGGCGAAGCAGGAGUGGUUGGAUAGCACUGUACAAUAGGGAGUGUUUUGACUGUAUUGAAAUUGAUGAUGAAGAUGACACGGUUGAGUGUCUCUGGGUGAGGAUCACAGGGAAGGUCAGCAGGGCAGAUGUCAUGGUGGGAGUGUCUGAGAGACCACCCAGCCAGGAACAGGUUGAUGAUGUUCUACAAGCAGCUGGCAGAGGUGUCACAGUCACCAGCCUUUGUACUCAUGGGUGACUUAAACUUGCCAGAUGUCUGCUGGAAAUACAACAGAGAGGAAGCUGCCUAGGGGGUUACGGGAAUGUGUGGAAGACAGCUUUCUAACUAACACAACUGGCAAAUGAGCCUUACAGAGGAGGGACACUGUUGUUUGUGGGCAAAGAAAGACUGGUGGGUGAUGUGAUGGUCAGUGGCCAUCAUGGGCAGAAUGACCACGAACUGUUAGGGUUUUCUAUACUGGCUGAAGUAAGGAGGGGCACUAGCAGAACUUCUGCUUUGGACUUUGGUGAGCAGACUUUGGCCUGUUUAGGACAUUGAUUGAUCAAGUCAGUCCUGAAGGGCAAAGGGGUCCAGGAAGGCUAGAUGUGUUUUAAAAAGGAAUUGUUAAAUAUUGAGGAACAGACUGUCCCUAUGUGUAGAAAGACAAGUUGUCAGGGAAAAAGAUCGGCAUGUUGAACAGAGAACUUAAGCUGGAACUUAAGGGGAAAAAAGAGAAUAUAUCACCUCUGGAAGGACUCUCAGAGGACUAUAAGGCUGUCACAAGGUCAUGUAGGAAGAAGAUUAAGAGGAAUAAAACCCAAUUAGAACUUGCUUUGGCCCCUGCAGUUAAAGACAACAUAAAAAGUGUCUAUAAAUAUGUUGACAGCAAAAGGAGGGUCAAGGAGUGUCUCUGCCAUUAGUUGAAACCAGAGGGUGGUGUAGUGACAAGGGUUGAAGAAAAGGCAGAGAUACUUAAUGCAUUCUUUGCCUCGGUCUUCAGUAUCAGGAUCAGUUGUCCUCAGGAUACCCAGCUCCCUGAGAUGGAAGUUGUUGAUGGGCAGAUGAGUGAAGCCCCCACAGUCCAGGACAAGAUGGUUAGUGACCUGCUAUGUCAGUUAGACACUCACAGCUCUAUGGGUCCUGAUGGCAUCCACCCCAGAGUAAUGAGGGAACUGGCAAAAGAAUUUUUUGCCGAAACACUUUAAAUCAUCUAUCAUAGUCCUGCUUAACUGGAGAAGUUCCAGCUGACCGGAGAUUAGCAGAUCCCAUCUACAAGAAUGGUUGGAAGGAUGAUCUGGGGAACUGCAAACCUGUCAGCCUGACCUCAGCUCUGGGCAAAGUUCUGGAAGAGAUCAUCCUGAGUGCCAUUACAUGGCAUGUGCAGGACAACUAAGGGAUGAAGCCCCUUGAAGACAACAUAGAUUUAAGAAAGGCAGGUCCUGCUUGACUAAUCUGAUCUCCUAUGACUAAGUGACUUGCUGAGAAGAUGAGGGAAAGGCUGGUAAUAUUGUCUAUCUUGACCUGAGUAAAGCAUUUCACACCAUCUUCCACAGCAUCCUCCUAGAAAAACUGGCUGCUUGGGACUUGGAUGGAUGGACUCUCCAAUGGAUAAAAAGUUGGCUGGUUGUCAGGCCCAGAGAGUGGUAGGGAAUGGAGCUAAGUCCAGUUGGCAGCUGGUCACUAGUGUGUUCCCUAGGGCUCAGUAUUUGGGCCAGUCCUGUUUAACACCAUUAUUAAGGAUCUGGAUGUGGGGAUUGAGUGCAUCCUGAGUAAAUUUGCAGACAGCACCAAGUUGGAUGGAGUGUUGAUCUGCUCAAGGGUCAGAAGGCUGUGCAGACAGACCUGGACAGACUUAAUCAGUGUGCCAAGGACAACUGCACGAGGUUCAGUGAGGCAAAGUGCUGGGUCCUGCACUUGGCUUGCAGCAGCUCCAUGCAGUGCUACAGGCUGAGGGCAGAGUGGCUUGAGAUCUGUUCAGCAGAAAGGGAUUUGGGUGUGCUGGGUGACAGCUGGCUUAAUAUGAGCCAGUGUGUGCUCAGGUGGCCAAGAAGGCCAGUGGCAUCCUGGCCAGUAUGAGAAAUAGCGUGUCAGUGACUGUCCCUCUGCAUUUGGCACUGGUGAGGCCACACCUCGAGUGCUGUGUCCAGUUUUAGCCUCUCAGUUUAAAAGGGAAAUUGAAAUGUUGAAGGGCAGCAUUUCAGCUGUCCAGCAAAGGGCAACAAUGCUCAUGAGAUGUCUAGAAAGUUUGACUUGUGAGGAGCAGCUGAAAGAGCUGAGUUUGUUUGGUCUAAAGAAGAGGGGGCUUAGGGAGGACCACUUCACUCUCUACAACUCCCUGAAAGGAGGGUGUAAGCAGGUGGGGACAGGUCUCUACUACUGUGUCUACAGUGAGAGGACAAGAGGAAAUGGCCUUAGGCUCAGACAGGGGAGAUUCAGAUUAGAUGUUAGAAAAAAAAAUUUCACUGUUAGGGAGGUCAAGCAUUGGAAUAGGGUGCCCAGGGAGCUGGUAGAGUCAUCAUCCCUGGAGGUGUUGAAGACAUGUCAGGAUCUGGGGCUGAGCAAUGGUUUAGUGGUUUAGGGGUUGUAGGGCUAGUUCUGGGUUGACAGUUGAACUUUUGGUCUUUUCCACCCUUGAUUCUAUGUUUCAAAGUUAGCAAUAGGAUUUUUUUAACAGACCAGCAAAUCAAGGAGGCAUUUAUCUGUAAGCACUGCAUGAGAAAUCUGUUCAAAGACUUUCUCCAAACUUUUUACACAGCCCAUUCAUGUUGUUUUCAGUGGUAUAACUAAGCCAUAUUCUCAGCUAAUCAGUGGACUAACUAUAAAGAUAUCUGGCCUUCUGUUUACUGAAUGUGAUCAGUUUUGAAGGCUAAGGAAAAUGUGUGCAAGUUCAACAACCAGAAUAUGUUCAUUUUAUAGUUUAGAAAGCAACUGCGUUACGGUGCAUGCCUUGCUGUCACUCAGAGCAAUGCUUUUAUUGCUAAUAUCAUAACCAAAGAGAGAGGCAGCAAUCUUCUUUAGCACAUAGUCUACAUUAUGAAGAUUUGUGGUCAGAGCUGCCUGAAUUUCAAGCAUUAUUAAAUCCUUCUAACUUGCUGUUUCUUUAGUACCACUGAGGCAGAUGUGCACACAUUCAGGUCUUACAUAUUUAAAAACUGGUUUUGUGUAUUUAAAAACUGAUAUAAAUAGCUGUUCUAUAAGAGCAGAGCUUUUUUCAGGGAAAAAGCCCCACAUUCAAAGUAAUUAGAGUAUUUGGGACAUCCGUUUGUGCCAUAGCACAUCUCUUAAGCAGCCGUAUUUAAUAAUCUAAAACAGUAAACCAGUAGCUAUAAUUUGGGAAGACCUUCAUUUACACUAAAUGUUCAGUGGUCAGUUCACUUACAUCAGUGUGUGUAUUAAAGCAAUAGGUAGAAAGUAAGAAUGCUGUUGUGUGUACUCUCGUGUUCUAAACAAGCAAGCUGUGAGUGUCUGUGCUCUGCGUGACAUUAUUGCAGCAUUCACGCUAAUUUUCAAGCUUUUUGGCAACACCAGAUUUCAUGCUACUAGAUUCAGUUAGUACUUUUCUGUGUACUGUAACUGGUUGUGAUGUGACUUUAUCUACUUUGCCUAAUGUAAAGAAAAUUACUUCAAAAUCCUUUAGAACUCAGUGAACUAAAUCAUCUUUCCUGAGUCAGAGGGCAGUAACCCAAUCUUUUCUGUUCUGACCACAGAAGAAAGCAAGUUAUUAGCUCUAUGUGUUCCCCAUAAUGGGAUCUCUGCAUUUGUUUGCUCUAGAAACUUCACACACACAUUUAUGACUAAAUUUCUCCUAGUAUGGGAAAUGGGGUUUAUUUAAUGUUUACUUAGCAUUUGGUCUGCUGUCUUUUCCCUAAGUGAUGGACAUGAAACUGCAUGAGAAAGCAUGUCCUAGGUGAUAAGGAAGGAUUUUCUGCCGUGCAAUCAAGCUCUGACAGUCUGAACUUCCAGUGUGGAAAUGUGGCAACACUUUGGCAACUGGCUGCUGGAAUGGGCUGUCAGCUUGGGUUUCCUUUAGCAGAAAAAGCACUUUCAGAGAUGUUUUAAAUAGGCACAGAGUAGCUAAUGGCAUCAGUGACUCUGGUGACUUUAAGCUUUAUGCCAUUCCUCUGGGUUGAUAAUGGUUCUGCACUUCAGAUUUUCCUCUGCUAAUGAACCCCUCACAGGGUGGCAUUGCUGAAGAAUCAUCAUCACUUGACCUGUCUUACAACUGACUAGACUGACAUUAAAUAGCCCGUUAUGUUAAUAUUUUAUCUACUUCCUGCUUUUCCAGUCUCAUGUAUUAUGCAGUUCUUAAUAGCAGUUGGCAGCAGCAAGGGAUUUUUUUCUUUCUUUCAAAUAGUCUGUUAAUCCAGUUCACAAAAACUAAGACUCCAAAUAUUGUACUAGACUUGACAGAAGUUAAAGACAUUCACUUGGAAAUGCUACUUCCCUAGUCAUGAUCAUACUUUAGCAUUAUAUGAGACAUUGCUAAAAGUGCAUUACAGGAGGAUUCCAGCAUGGAAUAACUGGUAUUACUGUUCUCAUACUAAAUCACACUUUAAUCAGUUCAAUUUCCUCCCACCUGGAACUGCUACUCCAAGUGGACCAGUAACUGUGCAAAUUGUUGUAUUUUGAGUUGCUGCCUUUGGUUCUUUGCAGCUGUAAGAGGAAGAGCAAAGAGAGAGAACAAGUGUGUGACUGUUCCCUCAGCCCAAAAGCAGAGAUGUGGCUGCACCAGCUUGUGCCACCAGCCAGCUUACCAGUGUGAGCUGCCAGCGUAUGGCAGGGAGUUAACAUGGCAUUAGAAUUAAAAGGAGAUUAAGUCUUUAUCCACACUUAGGUGGGUACACAGUACCAAGCCUGGGAGAUUCAGAAACAAACUCAGAGAGCAAGUGGUUAAGGUAUGUGGAACUUGCAUAUACAACAGUUUCUUGUCAGCAUAGAAGGGAAAGGAAUGCAGAGUCAAGCAAAAUACUUGCUAUAGUGAUGUAUUUUGACUGGCCAAAAGUGGCUUUAUCUGAAAUGUUCUUAGGUGUUUGUAUGAAAUAAUAUAUUAAUAGACCCCGGCUGCAAACAGUUCCUCCAAUUUAUAGAAACUGGUAGCCUUGCAAAUGAAAUUUUCCAUGUGCUGUCCUCUUGGAUGUUUCUGGCAUGGUGCUUCUCUACAGCCACUUUCCUUAGAAGUGCUGGGUAGUAUUGACACAGAGCAGUACUAGCCUUGCCUUUCUCCUGUACUGUUGUCAGAUGGAGUACGUUGGUCAGGGAGAUUUUACCACGUAGAAGAUGCCUUUAUAAAGACCUACAAUUCUAUGCAACUUUCUAUUAACUGAGUAAACACUGAACUGUCUUCCAGCAUUAUGGGUCGCUGCCAGUCUAUCUACAUUUUCUACCUUUAUAUGCACAAAGACAAACCAGCGCUUAACAGAUCUCAAUCUCUAGUGUGUAUAACAAAUGGUAACACUUUGUAUCACUUUGAAGUACACUUUGUAUAAAAGUUGAACUAAUAAAGGGUCUACACCAUAAUUAACACACUGGUUCAC